This is a messenger RNA of Clupea harengus (Atlantic herring), 1705 nucleotides long. RefSeq names its product calbindin 2a (gene calb2a). Gene Ontology annotation, molecular function: calcium ion binding. Gene Ontology annotation, cellular component: nucleus; dendrite; cytosol. Gene Ontology annotation, biological process: regulation of long-term synaptic potentiation; regulation of presynaptic cytosolic calcium ion concentration. Lineage: Eukaryota; Metazoa; Chordata; Actinopteri; Clupeiformes; Clupeidae. The record is from RefSeq and is a predicted model, not a curated record.
UGGAGGGGGAAGACCCGCAACGAGGCGGGAAUCCUCGCAUCAGGAAGCGCAAGAGCGACAGACAGCAGGGCUUAGAGAUGAUGCAGAUUUUAGGGCCACUGCGCCACCCUUAGGAGUGCAGAGGGAUAGUAGGCAUUGCAGGCGUUUAAAAGCGCGGUUUGGCGCACGGGGGGAACAGUGAGAAUCGGAGCCUGCAUGAGUAAAAGUUCGCUCGGGAUUUUCUAGCGCAUCCACGGGGAUAGUUAUCAACAACAUGGCAAACAAAGGACAGCACCCUCCAUACCUUCAUCUGGCGGAGCUCACCGCCUCCCAGUUUCUGGACAUUUGGAAUCACUUCGACACGGAUGGUAAUGGCUACAUUGAAGGUAAGGAGCUGGAGAACUUCUUCAGAGAACUGGAGGUUGCACGAAGAGGAGCUGGUGUGGACCCAACAAACGUUUCUUUCAGAGAGAAGAUGAAAGAGUUCAUGACGAAAUUUGACAAGAACAAAGAUGGGAGAAUUGAGAUGUCAGAGUUGGCUCAGAUCCUGCCCACAGAAGAGAACUUCCUGCUCUGUUUCAGACAGUUUGUCGGUUCCAGCGCUGAAUUCAUGGCUGCCUGGCGAAGGUACGAUACAGAUCGCAGUGGCUACAUUGAAGCAAAUGAACUGAAGGGCUUCCUCUCAGACUUGCUGAAGAAAGCAAACAGACACUAUGAUGACCAGAAGCUGCACGAGUACACACAGACAAUACUCAAGAUGUUCGACCUGAAUGGAGAUGGAAAGCUGGGUCUCUCUGAAAUGGCAAGGCUUCUUCCUGUCCAAGAAAACUUCUUACUGAAGUUCGAGGGCAUUAAACUGACCUCUGAGCAAUUCAAUGCCAUCUUCACAUUCUAUGACAAGGAUGGCAAUGGCUACAUUGAUGAGCAGGAGCUUGAGGCUCUUCUGAAAGAUCUGUAUGAGAAGAACAAAAAGGAGGUGGAUACUAAGAACCUGACUGGCUACAAGAAGAGCAUCAUGGCGCUCUCCGACGGUGGCAAGCUGUACCGCACAGAGCUGGAGAUCGUCCUAUGUCGGGAGCCCAUGCUGUGAACCCGCUCCACUUCCUCUUCCUGUUGACCCUUGACCCAUGACCCUUUCAGACAUGACCGUCUUCUCACCCACUUCCAGCUGCCUGACGACUGUAACCAUGUGCAUGUUCCGGGCACUCCCCUCCAUGAUUUUUGAAUGAAUGUGCACAGAGAAGCACAAAUAGCAAGUCCUUCCCUCCCCCAUCACCUCUCCUCAAACCUUUCAGGUGCAGAUUUGACCCGGCUAUGACUUCGCCCCUCUGUUCAAUUUUUAAACUAUAAUGAAUGAAUCUUACUGACUAAGGAAUCUCAGCAGAUUUAAUGGUUUGGAGAAAAAAAAAUUGCAAGAUUAUGAUAUGAUAGGUGACUUUAACAUUGCCUGGUUUAGAGUUUCUCCCUCUAGUUUGUUUGUUAUGGCCUUCAUUCCCCUUUGGUCACCUCUAGAUUUGAUCCUGUCGCUCUUCCUGAUUUCACUCAUUUCCUGUUUAUGUUCUGGGGUUUUGCUGGCGGUUUUAUGGCUGAUACUGUUAGAGGGUGUUACAGAACUAAAAGAUACAGUAUGUGAUGAUAUGUAUGCUCAGUUUGAUGUAUUUAUUUGGGAAAUAAAUAAAUAAAUGAAUGGCUUCUUACCAUAUAUUCUAUAUGGAGUCACAUGAUA